Messenger RNA from Bacidia gigantensis, 1596 nucleotides. RefSeq lists its product as uncharacterized. The record is from RefSeq and is a predicted model, not a curated record. Gene Ontology annotation, biological process: transmembrane transport. Gene Ontology annotation, molecular function: transmembrane transporter activity. Bases 1 to 1596 code for a protein of 531 amino acids. Lineage: Eukaryota; Fungi; Ascomycota; Lecanoromycetes; Lecanorales; Ramalinaceae. The transcript has a single exon.
AUGUCACCACUUACCACUGAUACAUUGGCCCAGCCAUCUCCACCCAAAGCGUCUCCAAUCUCGGAUCUCAAGAUCGAACAGGUCCCAGAAUCAGGAACUGAGCAAAUACAAGCGACAACACCACCGUACACAACAUUCACUCGCAAUGAUAAGCGUCUUCUUACCCUCCUCCUAGGAUUUGCAACCAUCACUUCUCCACUGACGGCAACCAUUUACUUUCCCCUGCUACCCUUACUCAGAAAUCAUUUCCACACAUCUGCCCAAGCUAUUAAUAUUACCUUGACUAUCUACAUCAUCUUUCAAGCCAUAUCCCCUGCCAUAUUUGGCCCGCUAUCGGACUCUUUAGGCCGCAGACCAGUCUAUCUCCUCACUCUUGCCCUUUAUGUGAUUGGCAAUCUAGGCCUUGCAGUCAACAAACACAGCUACAUUGUUCUUCUUAUUCUUCGUGCCAUUCAAAGUCUAGGCGCCAGUGCAGCAUUUGCGGUCAGCUAUGGAGUCGUGGCUGAUGUUUGCAUACCUAGCGAAAGAGGAAGUAUGCUUGGUCCGGUAAGCAUGGCAUUGAACUUGGGUGCUUGCGUUGGACCCGUCGUUGGCGGCUGGGUGGGUUACUCGAGCGGAAGCUACGAAUGGGUCUUCUGGGCGCUGGUUAUCAUAGGAGCAAUCUUGUUGCUGAGUGUUGGCGCUUUCCUGCCCGAAACAGCAAGGAGCGUCGUAGGUGACGGUAGUAGGAAAAAGCAACGAAGUGGGUGGGAAGAAAGUGGGUACAAUAUGUUUAGACACUGGGUCCGGAGACGUAAAGAAAAUGCGAGCGGCAACGACGAGAACGAGAAACAGACUGUGAAUGAAGAUGUAACCCUCGACCGCAGCCUGCUUCAGAGAUUUCGUAUUCCGAAUCCAUGGGCUUGUCUUCGUAUGAUAUUCCACUUUGAUACUUUCUUCGUGCUGUGGAUGCAUAGUUCCUUCUAUACUGUCGACUACUCUCUCGUCGCCGCAGUUCCAGACAUAUACAAAUCGAUCUAUCAUUUCAAUGAACUCCAGAUUGGCCUGGCAUAUCUACCCCGCGGAGCAGGUAUAAUAAGUGGUGGCUACUUCGUCGGGAAAGUCAUGGACCACAAUUAUAAGUUCACAGCCAAGAAGAUAGGCUGGACAGUCAACAAGGUCUCCGGCGACGAUUUGAAUACUUUCCCGAUUGAGAGAGCAAGAUCCAGAGGCAGUCUAUGGCUUCUGAUGGUCUCUACUUCAACAUUAAUCGGCUACGGAUGGGCGGUAAGCAGUCAUGUGCAGGUGUCUGUACCUCUGAUAUUGCAGUUCAUCCAAGGUUUCUGGGGCACAUACUUCUACACUACCUACAACACCCUCCUUGUUGAUGUCUUCCCUGAGAGCCCCAGCACUGCAGCAGCAGCUGCUAGUAUUACCCGGUGCGCAAUGGCAGCGGCAGGCGUUGCAGUCUUGCAGCCGCUGCUCGACGCCGCCGGAAGAGGCUGGUAUUUCACGCUGCUAGGCUUGUGGAGUGGUGCGUGCGGAGCGGUCGCUGUGUGGCUUAUCAGGAGAAAAGGGAUGCAGUGUAGGACCAAAAGAACAAAUUUAGGCGAAUAA